This is a messenger RNA of Zea mays, 2240 nucleotides long. RefSeq lists its product as uncharacterized. The transcript has a single exon. Lineage: Eukaryota; Viridiplantae; Streptophyta; Magnoliopsida; Poales; Poaceae. The coding region runs from base 572 to 1108 and encodes 178 amino acids. The record is from RefSeq and is a predicted model, not a curated record.
UUGAAGCCGACGAGUAUGUCGGCUGAGUUUCAGCAGCAAUUCGAGGAAUACGUGAGACAGCGAAGAGAACAGACGUUGCGACGAGAGGCACAAGAAAUCAAGGAUGCGGAUGUCAGCGACACAAGGAGCCAUCGGUCACGAGCGCAGAAGCUUCUUCAUAUCCGGGCAGGCGCGUGCGCAGGCCGAAUGUGAGGAUUAUGGGUCGUGAGUGGCAAAACUAGACCCCGGUCUUGUAACACAGUCUUGUAACACGGAUAUAUGUGCAAGGCUGAAGGGAGAACAAGGCGUGGAGAAUAAGAAAAACACUCUACCAUUGCCUUCCUCCUCCGUACAUUCUUCUUCCCGUUCCUAUCUCCAGUUCUUUGAUUUCAUCUAUACAAGUGGGUUGUUGAAAAAUUGGUAUCAGAUUCAUAGAUCCUUGGGGGCUGGCGCACGGAUACUGUACACGUCGCGCCAAGAAGUCGAGGGUCCAUGGAACCAAAUCUGCACUCGGCAAUUGAGGAGCAAUCUCGUCUUCUCCGUGACAUCUGCGACCGUCUGGUCACUGGUGGCACAGGAUACGCGCUGGUGCAUGCUAGAGUCUGCGGUGGCACAGAACUCCGCCUCGAUCCAUUCUCUCGAAGCGUCAGCGGCCAACGCGUCCUCAUCUGCGCCAAGGCAGAAUCUCAAGAUCCAGAUGGCAACGACUUCGGAGCGCCUGGAUGCAGUCGAGGCAGAGGCAGCGUCGUGGGUCGGCGCGCUCGAAUCCGUGACGGUGAUCAGCGACCUUCGAAUCGUGGCGUCCCUUCGUCGAGGCCGCAAUAGACGACAUCAAGUAUUCCGUCGAGAAAUUGUGUGGCGACUUGUCCAAAUUGGCGGUUCCGGCGCCUCAUCCGCUGCACACGGCCUUCGUCCACUCCACCGGGGUUCUCCGUCCUGCUCCAUCGGCCGCGGAGCGCCCAUCUGCCACAGCCUACAAGGCCGAUGGCCCUCGUGGGCACCGCACGAAUCACAAUUGUCGGGAGUCUGGCUUUGGGCAUGUAUUUGCUCAAAGCCAUCUCCUGCCCAAUGGUACGUCCUACUGCUGGUUCUCUUCACCAUUCCAUCAUAUGGAUCCUAUUGUCGAUAGUGCCGAUAACUUGAUUCAGGAUACCCAAUUGCACUAUGAUCUCGGCAAAUUACCUAGGCUUAAUUUCCCAUGUUUUGACGGCGACAAUCAUAGACUCUGGCAGCGUCGUUGUGAAGAUUAUUUUUCGAUGUAUGCUGUUAGUUGUCUGGAUUAAAGUCUCCAUAAUGCAUUUUUCUGGGGCAGUUGCCUGUUGGCUACAGUCAGUAGAACCAACUUACCAGCCUUUCCUGGGAUGAGUUUAGCCAUAUGUUGAAGGAGAGGUUUGGGAAAGACCAACAUGCCACUCUAGUGCACCAAUUAUUACAUAUCAAACAACAAGGGUCGGUUACCGAAUACAUAGAAUAGUUUUCCCAGCUAGUUUAUCACCUCAAUAGCUACCAACACAUGUCUAACCCCUUUACUAUACUAUGAAAUUUUUGGAUGGUUUAUGCUAUGACAUUAAGUCUAUGGUUAUGAUUCAGCGCCCACAAAACUUGGAUACUGCCUAUGUUCUCGCACAAUUGCAGGAGGAGAUUGUCGAGACCUCGAAGAAGGACUACAAGACAUUUGCAUCAACAUCUCAAGGGAAGCCUUAUGUUCGAGGUCCUCUGCCGCUGCCUCUCCACCACCUAAGGUCCUUGCUGCUGUUACCCGACCACCUGAACAUAGAUCGGUACAUCCUACCUCAGCUCCGUUGGGGGUGAUCGGCUGUCAUCAGUCUAUGCCUAUCGCAAAGCUCAAGGGCUUUGCUACAAGUGCGGAUCUUCUUACACCCGUGGACACCAGUGCCCAGAUACAGUCCAACUUCAUCUUGUCGAAGAGCUUUGGCAGCAGUUUUCCCAACCUUCAUAACAUACCCCAUGUGAAACUGAAGAAGUUGUGGAACUCAAUUGUCUUCAACUUUCACAACCAGCUGCAUUGGGUGUUUCAAACUUGAAGACCAUGCGUUUUGUGGGUGAGUUCGUGGGGCUCUCAAUUCUCAUACUGUUGGAUUCGCGUAGCUCCAUUUCUUUUUCUCAGUUCAACCAUCGCCCAACAAUGCCCCCAAAGCGUCUCCCUUAGCUCGGCCUCUUGUGGUUCUAGUAGCCAAUGGAUCUCAGAUGGUCUGUCGAUCUGAGUUGGUGAAUACAGCAUGGUCCAUUUGUUAGAUUUA